AAGGAAGGUUGAUCGAGGGUUGGGACAAGGGACACGUCGGUGGCGGCGGGCACCAACUCGGACGAGUUAGUUGACGUAAACAACUUUGGGUGGUUGAGGCUGACCGUCACGUAUCUGUCAUCUGGUGAUAUUCCUGAGAUAGUCAUGGAGCCUGCAAGGGAAGAGUCAUUGUUAUUCAAAUAUGCAAAGAUUACAUCAGUUGUGUGCCUCUACUGGACAGUGUCUAUAUCACUGGUGUUUGUGAACAAGACACUGCUGGGUGGUUCAUCUAUGGGGGAAAGAGAUGCCCCAUUGUUUGUUACCUGGUUCCAGUGUGUAGUCACUACAGUGUCAUGUCUCUCUCUCUCAUGCUUCACUAAAGUAUUUCCUCACGUGGUUACCUUUCCUGAAGUUGGAAGCUUAGAGCGGACAAAAGCUAAGAAGGUCUUACCUUUGACUUGUGUAUUUGUAGCAAUGAUCUCCAUGAACAAUUUAUCCUUGAAAUAUAUGGGUGUAGCUUUCUACUUUGUUGGUCGUUCGCUGACAACAGUCUUCAAUGUCACCUUUACAUAUUUGAUUUUGGGCCAGGUGACAUCCAUGUCUGCCAUUUUAUGCUGUGCUGUCAUCAUUGGAGGUUUCUGGUUGGGUGUUGACCAAGAGAAUGUUGCAGGAUCACUGUCUCUUCUGGGAGUAUCAUUUGGAUUUCUCUCUGCAGCUUUUGUCUCUCUCAAUGCAAUAUACACUAAAAGAGUCCUGCCCACUCUGGAUGGUUCUAUAUGGGUUCUCUGUUAUUACAACAAUGUCAUGGCUUCCGUACUUUUCCUGCCACUAAUUGUCUUCAAUGGAGAAUUGUAUGCUGCUUACCUGAUGGUUACUGAAGGCAGUCUACACUUCUGGGGUCUGAUGGUUGUUGGAGGAUUUUGUGGCUUUGCUAUGGGGUAUGUCGCUGGUCUCCAAAUUCAGGUUACAUCUCCACUCACCCAUAAUAUCAGUGGGACAGCCAAGGCAUGUGCCCAGACGGUGUUGGCAACAUGGUGGUAUGCUGAGUCGAAGGCAGUACUCUGGUGGCUGAGCAACUGGGUAGUGUUAGGGGGAUCCUUAGCAUACACAUACAUCAAGCAGCUUGAAAUGAGAGCGACUCACAAUGCUCCAAAACCACUUCAGUCGGACAUCACAGGGAAAAUCGAGGAACAGAUGAAGGGUUAAAGAGUUGGAGAAAUUUAUUGUCACCAGUGAUGUUCAGAAGCUCAGCAAAUUUAUGGGAGUACAGUAUGAACUCUGGAUGCAAGAAAAAACAACAACAACAAAUACUGUAAUGUUCAAAAUAGUAAUAUGUGAGGUGAAUAGGAUACAAAGAAUAAGGAAUAUAGAAAUGUGGAGAUGAAGUAGUGUAAGUGUUGGAUAGAAUACUGACCAAGGUUUGUUCAUAUGCAAUGUAUAGACUUUGAGGAAUGGGAAAUAAAAGAUUGAUAAAGAGUGUGUAAUUCAGAGUUGGAUAGAAGGAAAGAAGAAGACAAGGAAGAUGGAAGGAUAGAGUGAAGAAAGGGGGGGGACAUCCAGGAGGCAAUAAAGCAUGGCACCAAGUGGGAUAUGGGAAUGUCACAUAUUUAAGAGUGAAAGGAUUGAUUUUCACCAUUGCAUAACAUUGUGGGAUAAGGUUUGUAGGAGUGAAAAGAAUAAACAUGAUAUGAGUAUAGUAUAGUACAGUACCAUACCAGUAAUCAUGGUCUGUUUGUUUUAUUUGGUGAUUUCAUUAUACAGGGUACUGUAUAUGUGUUCUGUACAGUAUAUGAUCAUGGUAAAUUUUUAAAACUUUUUCUAGGAUUUUAGUAUUUCUUAAGCCAAAAUGUAUUUAUUGAAAUGAAUUGCAGUUCUUAAAGUAGUGAAAUUUAUUGGAAAGUUUUGAAUUAUUUGUACAGUACAUGAAAAUUGCAAGUUGGGUACAUUAACUUUUAAGUACAGUACAGUAUAGACUGAAUAAACAUUUAAUGUUAAAAUGUAAGGAAAAUAUGGAAUAUAAAAGGUGAGGGUGAAAACAAUAAUUUAAAUAUUUUGGUUCUACACUGUAAUUAGCAUAUGGAGAGGAUGAUUGAAAACAGAAAGGGAGAAAAUGAAGACAUAGAAGGUUAAAAUGCCAGAGAGAGGUGUGAGUAUUGAAGAAUGUGCUUAACUGUGCAGAAAUAGGGGUGCAUGAGGGCAAUCUACAUAAUUAUAUCCACCCUGGUAGAUAGUGGAGGACAGUGCUAUGAUUAUAUACAAAGUUUUAGUUGUAUGAAGUUCUGUGUUUUACUUUAGAUUAUAUUCAGUAUGAGUUGUACUUAUUCACCACUGCACUUCAUCAUACAUAAGUGUGUAUUUGGUAUACAGUAUUAUGUAAUGGAAAACUUUUUCUGAUUUCAAUCAAUAUUUACAGUACAGUACAGUGUGUCCAUGAGGUAAAAACACCCAUACUUAUGAAUGUGAUCCCAUUGUAUCCAUGAUAAAAAUCCAGCUCAACUUA
Molecule: messenger RNA, 2479 nt
Organism: Homarus americanus (American lobster)
Lineage: Eukaryota; Metazoa; Arthropoda; Malacostraca; Decapoda; Nephropidae
Gene: nac
Product: GDP-fucose transporter 1-like
Exons: 9
Coding region: 145-1185 (346 amino acids)
Biological process (GO): protein O-linked glycosylation via fucose; GDP-fucose import into Golgi lumen
Cellular component (GO): Golgi apparatus
Molecular function (GO): antiporter activity
Source: RefSeq, a predicted model, not a curated record